Molecule: messenger RNA, 3282 nt
Organism: Torulaspora globosa
Lineage: Eukaryota; Fungi; Ascomycota; Saccharomycetes; Saccharomycetales; Saccharomycetaceae
Gene: BRE4
Product: Bre4p
Exons: 1
Coding region: 1-3282 (1093 amino acids)
Source: RefSeq, a predicted model, not a curated record
AUGGAUUUUAAGAAUUCAAGGCCCUCGAGUGCGGCUAUAUCGAAAGGAUCAUAUCAACAAACAUCGUAUCUAAGUCUUCGUGAUUUGAAUAGGAGUGCAGGUGUGACGCUUAAAGAUAGUGCCAAUAAUUUGGUGUCGCCACAACUUUCGAGGGUAAAUUUGUCAUGUUUGAGACUCGAAAGCUCGGCAAAGGUCAGAAAAUGGAAAGAGCUCGAUGACUUUAAUCUAGAAGAGCUGAGGGAUGGUUUUUUCGAUCCAGUCUUUACCAAACCGGAGAAAAGCUUCCAGUCUGAUGCUGAUGAGGAUAAUGAAGUCCCUCAUUCUAUCAGUGCGUAUGCGCGCCUGAAAGACAUCAAUCGUUAUCAGUCAGUCAAGAGCUUAAUCGUGGAGCUGGAACGACAAAAGCUUCGCAUUUUCAAGUAUUGUGCUGCAUUUUUCGCCAGCUUGGUAAUUUGCGUGAUCCAUCCUUCAGGCAAAUGGGUUGGCCAUCAGCAUCGUUAUUUUCUUCCAGUUGCUGUCCUUCUUCACCAUCCGGUCAGGAACAUUGGGGUGCAGCUGGAAAUAUCAUUGGCAUCAACGCUAGGUGGGGCAUUGGGGAUGGGCUGGUCUGCUUUGGCAUGGUAUAUAUCUGUUGCAACGAGACCCACAGCCAGUCAUCAAGGUGGCAUACUCUUUGCUAGUUUGACAUUGGGAUUACUUUGGGCUAUCUGGCUGCGAGAGCUCUAUCAGAGACUGAUGUAUAUCACCAUGUCUUUCGGCAUCGCCAUCGUAUUUUUACACAAUGUCAGCCUCGUUUCCUCCAAGCAGGAUCUGCAAUGGAGAGUUUUCUGGGAUUUCGGUAUCUCAUAUCUUUUUGGAAUUCUUUUGUCGUUAAUCGUAUGCGUCCUGGUAGAUCCACACAGCGGUAACGCUGAAUUGGUCGAACACUAUAGCCAUUCGAUAACUAGCACAAAACAGUUCCUGCUCGCGCUAAUCGAUAGAGAGAAUGUUUUGGAAGAACAUAAAUUAGCGGCUUUACAAAAGAAAAUGAUCAAUUCCAUUAGUGUAGGGUUGUCAGAAGGCUACAGAGAAUUUGCGAAUCAAUGGACCAUAUCAAAAUUUAACCAGAAUAAGCUGAAGGAAUUGAGAAAUUCUUUAACUAGUUUUGUUUCUCCUCUUAGAGUCCUUCCAAUCAGCCACAAGCUUUUAGAUAGGACCGAACUAGUAAAACUGUAUGAACAACUGAGCAAUCCAAAAAAUGGUAUUUCAAAGAACGCGGAGGCGAGCGCCACGCCUGAAGUAGAAACACCAAUGGUACAUUCCGGUUCAGUUACGCCAUCUCCUAGAAGCCCAGGAGCACUACCCAUUGGGCUAGCGUUGAAUAGCGAAUUAUACCUUAGCGUCCUAAGAUCUUCAUUCUCUAGGGAUACCUUUGCAUUGAUUCUGGAAAUGAUUUCUGUUUUGGAACGUAUGGCAGAGGCCUUGCAUAAAUUCGAGAAAACCAAACUCAACUUCAAAAAUUUGAAUGAACUAAACAGCAUGCUCGAGCACUCGUCACAUAGGCUCAAACGUAAGAUUUACAAGUUGGAUGUUUGUUACAAGAAUUUUACAAAGUCUGAUUUCUUCUGUAAGGAGUUACUGGCUGAUGCCGAUUGCAUUGACAUCUUCUUAUUUAUCAGAUACCUAAGGAAUGCCGCCAAGCAUUUGACUAUCGUUAUUGAGAAAUGCGGAAGUUUGGGAUCAGAAAUAAGAUGGAGGAUUGUUCCCUUACAUUACCCCCUUCACAGAGCCUUGAUCAGAUUACCAAAACAAUGUGCUCUGGAUGAGGGAGCUGGUAAUGUUUUGCACUAUUUCGAAACGAAGAGAGACGUCGAUAAUAUUUUCGAAUGUUUGUACAACUCGUACACUUCAAGACAUAAGUACACCAAGGGGGAGAAUGAAAAGAAAACUGGAGUCUCGAUAAGGGCGAUCGAUCACAACGAUUUUAAUUUUCAUACGACUAAAAACAAGUGGCGAUUCAGACUCUGGAAGCUGAGCACAGCGCUUGUAGGUCCUGAAAUGAAAUGGUCUUUGAAAGUCACUUUUGUUAUUAUCUUUUUUAGUCUCCCAGGUUGGAUUCCUGAAUCGUAUUUAUGGUACGAUAGGUAUCAAUGUUGGUGGGCUCCGCUGACAGUUCUGUUGUUGGCUCACAGGAAACUUUCCGCAAAAUGGAGAACUCUUAGUCUGAGACUUGGUUGCGCUCUCAUGGGUAUCUUCUGGGGCUGGGCUGCCAAUCAGUCGAGACAUUUCGGAAACCCAUACGUCAUCUGCACUUUUGGCGGCCUGCUGACAAUAGUGUUCGCCGCAAACAUAUUUGUUUAUGGAAACACGAAGUCAAGCUUUACUGCACUCCUAUGCUUUGUUGUCAUAGUCUUGGAACCCUAUGGAAAAGGCUCGCCAUCUUUGAACACUGCGGACAUAUGGAAGAACACUUGGGUUACUGGCCUGUCGUUCGUCAUCGCGGUUUUGACAUCUAUUCCGAUAACUUGGGUAGUUUGGUCUUUCAGAGCUCGCUCGGAGCUGCGACUAUCCCUAUCUUCUUUACUCAGCCAUCUCAGCCAGUCUUACCAGUCUGUUACCGACCGGUAUCUCUACCGUGACUUGGACGAUGCACCUACUGAACUUACGUUAGCGCUCUCUCAUAUCAGGGAAAUUAGGUUAACCCAGAGUACCCUGGCGGUGAGAGAUCUGCUGACGAAGGCGAAGAAUGAGAUGUCGUUCACGUCAUCUAUAUCAAAUUUCUCUCCUGUCAAGUAUGAACGCCUGCUGGACGCCUGCGACUUCCUAUUAGAGAAAAUUAUUGAAGCUAGGAUUUCUGGAACUUUUUUCGAGAUUUGGAAUCAGGAUCCUGACAAUGAGACCACUAGAGCAUUGUUGUCGCUUCGCAGAGACAGUGUGUCGUCGGUUAUUUUUGUAUUUUACAUCCUAUCGAACUGUUUCCGUUCGAAAAACAAGGUGCCACUCUAUUUACCCAAUCCUAUGCUCUCACGGAAGAAGCUAUACGACUUCCUCUCCGAGUUCCAACAAAGAAGGACCCAGAUUCGCCAGUCAAAGCAUGAGGAAUCAAACGCCUGCCAACAUUCAUCGCUGGAGAAAAAAAUAUACGCAAGACAUGCGGUAGCAUAUCAUUCCGAAGCCUACGAGAAAUCUCAUUGGACCGAGAUCCAUGGCAUGGCAUUCGCAAGAGCCUUCACAGACGUUACAGAAGCGCUGCAAAUCGUCGUGGCAUGUUCAAAGGAUAUUCUAGGUGAGGAACUCCCUUGA